AUGCCCGAUGACUUCUGUACCUACCUACAGCUAGAGUAUUCAGAAAAGGCUGACUCGUUGGCCCGGCAGAAAGAGGUUUACUUCGCCAUGCCUGCAUUGUCCCAGGGGCUAUCCCACAGUGGGCCUGUCCUUCGAAUUUUCUCUCUGCCUGAUGAUACCUUAAUCAUGAUGGGAGAAGAUGGAGUCAUUUCUUUCUGGUCGCCACAGCUGACAUUGAAAAGAAGAAAGCUGGUUUUCGGACACCUUGCUAGCUGCUUGUCGUCCAUUCCAGGGGGCUGGGAUUGUGAGGAAUCGUGUCAGCCUUUGCAAAACCUAAAUCAGCCGGCGUCCAUCUUUAAAAUGUUACUAGUUAGAAACGCUGCCAAAGGUGAGGACGAGGUGGCAAGACCCGCUGGAUCAGCUUCCUGCCAGCCCACCUGCCUCCCUGCUUCCUUCAAGUCCCAGCUAAAAACCCCUCCUUCUUCCGGAAGCCUUUCCCAAUCCCUCUUAAUUCUAGUGCCUUCCCUCGGGUGUACUACUGGAACCACAAAUGUUGAGCAAAAGAUGAAGGAAAUAAGGGAUGUUAAGAAAGAUGGAAAAGUAAGAAAAUGGCAGCAAGCAUCCCUUGGUCUGCCCCAGAGGCGAGCAGAGUGUGAUCAGACAGUUUUCCGAGUGCAUAAAGGAGUCAAAGUAUUUUCCUUCUGUAAAAGGAACAACUUGCUACUAACGGGUGGAAUGGAUCGAAUAAUUCGAAUCUGGAACCCUUACAUUCCUGGAAAACCAACAGGCAUGCUGAAAAGCCACCUAGCUCCAGUGUUUUACCUCCACAUCGCAGCAGAGGAGAAGAGAAUAUUUUCAAUGUCCACUGACAAUACAGUCAAGAUCUGGGAUCUGGAGAACCACAACUGCUUGUUCACUGCCUGCCCCAAAGCCAGCGGCAUCCAAGGGGAGCUUACAGCUUGUCACUACCUGUCCAACAUCAAAGCACUGUGUGUUGCCACAGAUUCUGUCUCUCUCCUGCAUCUAAGGAUGAGAGCUCUCCCUGAGCCUCACCUGGUGGUUUCUCACAAAGAGCCCAUAGUGUGCUGCAGAUACAACAAGACAUUUGGACACGUGGUUAGCUGCUCAGAAGGGUCUGUGAUUAAAGUGUGGGAUUUUGAAACAGGAAUGUUAUUGUCUGAAUUUAUUGGAGCUCAUGGCAAUGCAGAAAUCACCUGCCUGACUUUUGAUUCCAGUGGGAGAAGGCUGGUCACUGGUGGUAGAGAUGGGUGUUUAAGAAUCUGGAACUACAACAAUGGGCAUUGUCUGAAAACUCUGACCCAAGAUGAAAAGCACAAUGAAGUCUGUGACUGUACCUAUGUAGAAGUGUAUCAAAAUAAGUACAUCAUAGCUGUGGGAUGGGACAGAAGAAUAAACUUGUAUUUUGAUUCUCCUUAUGACUUCCAUCACUUCUGGAAGCCUCAGCCACAUUGGUCGGAUGAUCUAAUCCGGGGACACAAGGAUGAUAUCUUAUGUGUGGUUCAGUGCCCACCUUCUCUUCUUGCCACCUCUAGCUACGAUGGGGAAAUUAUCAUUUGGAAUAUGAUCUCAGGACACAUGUAUUGCAAGCUAAACACACCUGUCCUUACUCACCCCUCUGAAGACCCAGAAGACAGAAGUGUUUCUCAUCUCACAUUCCUAAAGACCCGUGCAGCCAAAUUUGAAUCAAAAGCUGCUUCUCUCAUUUCCAAUGGGCCCCAAGGUUCUGUUAUUUUCUGGAGUCUGUUCAGUGGGGCCCAGCUCAUAGCCAGCUUCAUACCUUCCAGAGGAAAAUCCCAGAUCAGCAGCAUGGUGGUGACGACAGGAGACACCUGUGCCUAUGUGGCAGACAAGCUGGGUUAUGUAUACAUCUAUGAUAUCAGGGACUAUGCCCUUGAGGGACCUGAGCAAGAACCACCCAAAAAUGUCAAGUUCUGGCGAGCCCAUGUUAAUGCACUAACAUCCUUAGAGCUGAUAGAGAAAGAAAAGGCUCUAUUGUCUUCCUCCGUUGACUGUACAGUUCGUCUAUGGAGCAUGGAUGGAGAGUACAUAGGGACUUUUGGACAGAGUGAGCUCUGGGAUGUUUUUACAUCUGCCUCCUGGAAGCAUCCUAUGGUGCCCUAUGAAAUCCUGAUGGAUCCACAGAGUAUGCCAGUCCAUCAAACAUUAGCAGAAGAUGUUUCAUCUCUACAAAUUGAUCAUAUGGAGGACGACAAAGGAAUUCAGGAGAAAUCCAGUGCCAAGGUUGGUGCUUGA
Messenger RNA from Vombatus ursinus (common wombat), 2253 nucleotides. RefSeq names its product WD repeat-containing protein 49-like. The transcript has 19 exons. The record is from RefSeq and is a predicted model, not a curated record. Gene Ontology annotation, molecular function: protein binding. Lineage: Eukaryota; Metazoa; Chordata; Mammalia; Diprotodontia; Vombatidae. Bases 1 to 2253 code for a protein of 750 amino acids.